Molecule: messenger RNA, 1650 nt
Organism: Athene cunicularia (burrowing owl)
Lineage: Eukaryota; Metazoa; Chordata; Aves; Strigiformes; Strigidae
Product: serine palmitoyltransferase small subunit B-like
Exons: 6
Coding region: 676-918 (80 amino acids)
Biological process (GO): endoplasmic reticulum organization; ceramide biosynthetic process
Cellular component (GO): serine palmitoyltransferase complex
Molecular function (GO): serine C-palmitoyltransferase activity
Source: RefSeq, a predicted model, not a curated record
GCUGAGGGGUGUGAGGGGCGGCGGGAGGAUGAGGAGGCAGGGAGAGCCGGCAGCCUGGCUGUGGGGUCCAGGUGGCAGGAGACAUGGCGGGGGCUGAGGAGAUUUUGCAUGGCCGCCCUUCUCCCCUUGUUCAUAACGAACAGCCGAGAUCUAAAGGGGUCGGGUUUUUCUGUUUGGUUUGGGUUUUUUUUGUCCCCUUGGGUUUGUUUUAUGGCAACGAGCACUUGGUGGGCCCUGCUUUGCCCCUCGCAAGAAAACCAGCUCCUUGGACCUCACCUUAUGCUAAUUUAUUAUAUGGAGAAAUCUGUCCAGUGCACCAGUUCUGGUGGAUCCAUAGCCCUGGCUAAGCAUGUGUUGGCACCUGGGAGAGAGGACCAAGCACACAGCUCUUAUCCUCUUCAUGCGCCUGACCCAUCCUCAAUUCAGAAAGAGAUGUGAAAGUCCGCCAGAUGAAGGAACAAGGCACAGCCUGGAGCUGGAAAAUGUGGUGAAUUUGAACCACUCUUAAAGAAGAGCCUCCGACCUCGAAAUCUUGUCCACGUAUUCUUUCCACCCUGGGGUUUCUGGAUGAGGAUGACUGGGCUGUGAAAGGCAGAAGUGUCAGGAAGCAUCUCUCAUCUAGACAUCAGGGAGACGUGAAGAGGGCAGGCUUUCAGACGUGGCACAAAGUCGAAGAUGGAUAUUAAGAGCAUGAAGAACUAUCUGUAUUGGUUGUACUGCCAGUUUGAACUCAUCACCUGCAGCUACCUCAUGGAGCCCUGGGAAAAACUGCUCUUCUACACUUUCAACAUUACGAUGUUAGUUAUGGUAUUAUACAUGGCUUACAUCUUUGUCCCUGUCCACAUUACCAUGGCCUUUCAAUUCUUCUUGCACUUAUUUGGAAACCAACAUGAAAAUACUGUUUCUAUCGUCAAGUAACAUUGACAGCCUGACACUGACUUCUGGAUCAAAGAAGUGUUUUUCUUAACACUCUGGUUUUGUUUAGAAACAGGUUCAGGGUGUGUGCCAACACAGUUUUAUUCUGCAGUAUCUCUUAAUGUUCUUCUGUAUUCCGGGACUCUCUGACAGCAAAUUAUUUUGCCAAAACAAUUGCAAUCAGUCCUUGCUUUUAUCGUUUGACUGACUGCUUCUUAAAGAGCUUUCAAUUUUAAAUGGCUGGAGUUACGAAGCUGGGUUUGAUACAGAAACAACUGUGCUGCAUAUUUAGUUAUUCUAGGGAGAGCUGCUUGGAUAUGGAGAGUUUUCAUCAGGAGAAAUUAGAUGGCGUACAUUUGUUCUUGUCUGCCGUGGCUUUGCUGACAGAAGAGGUGUGUGCACCACAGAAGGUUUUGCACAAUACCAUACAACUAUAAGCUGUUUGUCUAAGCUUGGUAUAUAUGUAUUUAUAGAAUGAUUUUAUUAUUUAUUUAGUGUCUUCAUUUAAUACAGUGAACUACUUGACUGGUUCAGCAUCAUUAUGCAAAUAAUGCAGUUGAUUUAUUAAAAAUGUGGGGAUUAACUUCCAUGAGAAUUUAUAAUAAACCGCUCAUAUUCUUGGACUUUAUGAAAAAAGAUAAUUUUUGUUUUAUUUUUAGAAGACUGGUAAAGCAUGCACAUCAUAUACAGAAGGUGAAACUACAUAUUCAGUGUGGUAGGGACAUUUUAGCUGAA